AACUUUCCAUCCAUCUCCCUUCCACUUCCCCUCUUUUCCAAUCCAACCUCACCUCCACCUACACUUCCAUUCAAACAAGAAAAAAACAAUGGAAAACUCCACUUCCUCAAGUUCCACUUCCACUUCCACCUCCACCUCCACUUCCAUUCCCAACUCCCUAAGACUCCUCAACAAAUCCUCUCACAAAAUCUCCAAACAAUUCAUUCCCAAACCUCAAAUCCCCACUCCACCUCCACUUCCCUCACUUCCUCCGCCACUUCCACUGGUAACUUCACUUCCAACACCUAAUCCGCCUCAACAACAACCACAACCCCCUGUUUACAAUAUCAACAAAAAUGACUUCCGGGAAGUCGUCCAAAAGCUCACCGGUUCACCGGCGUUUAAUCUUACCGCCCCUUCCUUGAUAUCCUCACCCUCUCCUUCUUUAUCUCCACCCCCUCCUCCUCCACCGCCGCCUCCUCCUCCGGCGCCUCACCGCCCUACGGUUUCGCGGCUUCAUCGGAUCCGGCCGCCGCCGUUGGCUGAGCUGGGCCAACGGCCACAGACGCCGUCUUUUCCGGGAGUGCGACCGCCGAUGUCACCUCUGCCGCCGUUGCCAGCGGUGAAUGCGGCGGUUGAGUCGCCGAUCACUGCUUAUAUGCGGCGGCUUCGUGGGGACCCGCCUCCUGCGUCGCCAUUGGCGUUUGGGUGCUUUCCGUCGCCGGGGACUGUGGCUGCGUUGUCGCCGACUAGGCUUUUCCCGACCUCGCCUGGCCCUUUGGCUAGUCCUCAAUGGAGAGAGCUUUGAUUUGGGGAGCUUGCUAGGGUUUGGAGAAAAAGGUAUGU
This is a messenger RNA of Dioscorea cayenensis subsp. rotundata (Guinea yam), 825 nucleotides long. Its product is annotated as VQ motif-containing protein 9-like. Lineage: Eukaryota; Viridiplantae; Streptophyta; Magnoliopsida; Dioscoreales; Dioscoreaceae. The record is from RefSeq and is a predicted model, not a curated record.